AUGAUCACACAUAUGCGCAUGGAAAACUUCAAAUCCUAUCUGGGUGUCCAGGAAGUCGGUCCAUUCCACCAGUGCUUCUCGUCCGUCGUGGGUCCCAACGGCAGUGGCAAAUCCAAUGUGAUUGAUGCCCUCCUUUUUGUCUUUGGCUACCGCGCCAAGAAGAUCCGCCAAGCAAAACUGAAGGAUCUCAUCCACAAGUCAGAGGGUCACACCAACCUCGACUCGUGCCGAGUCUCCGUCUUUUUCUCUGAAGUCAUUGACAAGCCCGAUGGCUCGUAUGAGACAGUUCCAAACUCCGAGUUUGUGGUCAUGCGUGAAGCCACCAGUGCCAACCAAUCCAACUACUAUCUCAACGGCAAGAAAAUGACCUUUAAGGAGAUUGGCACCCUUCUCCGGGCCAAGGGCAUUGAUCUCGACCAUAACCGCUUCCUUAUCCUGCAAGGCGAGGUUGAAUCCAUUGCCAUGAUGAAGCCCAAGGCCCAGCAUGAGAAUGACGAUGGUCUCCUGGAGUACCUCGAAGACAUUAUUGGGUAG
Molecule: messenger RNA, 534 nt
Organism: Monosiga brevicollis MX1
Lineage: Eukaryota; Choanoflagellata; Craspedida; Salpingoecidae
Exons: 3
Coding region: 1-534 (177 amino acids)
Biological process (GO): mitotic chromosome condensation
Source: RefSeq, a predicted model, not a curated record